AAUGUUUUUUUUAUUGUCGUUGGCAAAAAAAAAAAAAAAAAUUCAUGGUUCUGUUCAUGUUGUUAAAAAUUUAGGUUGGAUUAUUGUAUGAAAAUGCCACCUAAAGUCAAACCUGCUCAACCUAGUAAGAAAACUAUCGAAAAGAAAAAGGAGAAAGUGAUUGAAGACAAGACAUUUGGGCUGAAGAACAAGAAGGGGGCCAAGCAGCAGCGGUUCAUUCAGCAAGUCCAGCACCAGGUGAAAACUGGAGGACCAGGUGCCAAGAAGACGGAGGAUGUCAAGAAACUGGAGAAGGAGAAAAAGUUGUUGGAGCAGAAGGAGAUGAACCUCCUGUUCAGGCCUGUCGCCACCCAGAAGAUUGAGAAAGGGGCAGACCCCAAGUCGGUGCUGUGUGCCUUCUUCAAGCAGGGGCAGUGCAGCAAGGGGGACCGCUGCAAGUUCUCGCACGACCUGACACUCGAGCGGAAGGCAGAGAAGCGCAGUCUGUACGUGGACAUGCGGGACGACGGGGAGGACACCAUGGAGAACUGGGACGAGCAGAAGCUGAUGGAGGUUGUCGAGAAGAAGCACGGAGAGGCUGAGCGCAAGAUGCCUCCCACAGAAAUUAUUUGCAAGUUCUUCUUGGAUGCGGUAGAGAAGAGCAAAUAUGGCUGGUUUUGGAGCUGCCCAAAUGGCUCGAACUGUAUAUACAGGCAUGCCCUUCCACCUGGAUUCAUGCUGAAGAAGGACCGCAAGAAAGAGGAGAAGAAGGACGAAAUCUCGCUGGAGGACCUGAUAGAGCGUGAGCGGGCCGCCCUCGGCUCUGUGCUCACCAAGAUCACUCUGGAGACAUUCACGGGAUGGAAGAAGCGCAAGCUGAAGGAGAAGAAGGAUGCUGCCCUGAGGGAGGAGGAGAGGAAGCGCUCGGAUUACAAGGCCGGCAAACAGAUGGGGUUCUCGGGGCGAGAAAUGUUUUUCUUCAACCCGGAGCUUGCGGCAGCUGAUCAGUUUGAAGAAGGAGAUGAAGCUUUUGAUUCCUACAACCUUCAGGAUGAUGAUGAUGAUGACCAAAUUAGUUAUGAGUACCGAGAAAUCCAGUUGGAUGCGCUGGCUCUCGAAGCUCAAGAGGUGGAUGGCACGGGUACCCAGGCUCCCGCCGACCGACUGAUUCCUCCUCCGGUGGACCACAGCAAGACCAACGGGGAACCUCAGCCUCCAGGUGAUGGUGCGGAUGAAGCCAUAGCUGUUCCCAUAAACGAGAACUUGUUUGUGGACGAUGAUGACCUUGAAGAUUUAGAAGAAGGUCUGGACGACCUCGAUAUCGAUCAUUGACCCCGGGACUCCAUGCUUGUAAAUGUGUGGCUUACAACCAUCUCCCCAUCGUAAUACAAGGCAUUGUUUUAAAUGUGAUGUAUCACGGUAUGUAGCAUUUUGCCCCAUCAGUGUCGGUUCAGAGUGUCGGGUGGUGUCGAUAGUUCAGCAGAGUGAUGCAGUGUCACUCCAUCAUACCUCAUGUUGCCAACAUAAAAUUCAUGAGAAUUGCAUGAAAUUACAAUAAGGAUUUUUUCUAAAUGUACAGCUCUAAUUGUAAAUACUUUAUAAGUGGUUUAAUAUGGUUUAAACAUGUUAGGUUGUAAUGGAUUUGUCAGUUUAUCAAUUAAAUUAGGUCAGCUGUAAACCCAAGGGUGUUUGUCAUUGCCUUAAUAUAAAUUACUUGUUGUGGUGUUUUUCAAGAGAUUUGUGGUUUUAGUUCACUUGAAAUUAGUCAUCAGUUGAAAAAAAUCAUCUGUUAUUUAAUUUAUACACAAACGUAAUUUGAAAAUAAGUACAUGGGAUUCUACUUUUUUCCAAUUCCUGAAGAUAUGGCAUUAGUAUAGGUAUGAAUGUGCCAAAAUUAUUCUUACACUAUUUUAAAAGAAAGCACUGCGCUUUAGCCUAAGUCAGUUCAUGCACGGGAUCGCAAACGCACCAUUUUCAGCAGUUUUAACUAAUAACUGUAGCGUAAAAACAUUCACUGGCACAAUCGUAAACAAGCGCUUUAUUCAGCAUUUUAAAAGUACAAGAAAUUAUCAAAAUCACAAAUUACUACACUAGAACCCCGAUUUUACGAAAUCUAGAUUUAACAAUGCAGCGAUUUUACGAAUACAUUCUCAGGAACCGUCGAAUAAUUGUAAAUUUUGAGACACCAAAAUUAAAAUAAUCAGAAAAAUUUUGAUAAAUUUUCAGUGAAAGCUUAUGCAAAUGUUAUUUUUUAACGCACAGUGUAUAUUUUGUGUGGAUUUUAAUAUUCCAUUUUACGUCUUUAUAAGAACAAAAAAAUGGGACAUUUUGUUUAAAAAUUUGGCAGCGAUGUAAGUGGGCUCGUGUGAAACUCGUCCAGCUCUUGAGCUAGUUUGGCUGCGGCGGCAUCAUGAUGUAUGGCUUACUUCUCCCUCCCUUGCUUCAAAUUCUUCAAGGUUAAAAAGCUCAUCCUUUCCAGAGACUUGAACCAUCUUGAUUCUCCCCUUUUAAUAUUCCAACAUUCUCUUCCCUUGUACAACAUUCCGUCAGAACACUGCGCGGUGUUGUAUAGUCUAUUCCUGGUAAAAUGAAUAUUUUUAAGGCCCACGUGGCAGCCAUUUACCUUUAUUAAAUACUGUAUAAGUUAUUAUAGCAUCAGACAUUAUACUUAAAAAAAAAAUAGACUAGGAACACUUUGUUUUAUUUUUGAUGGAUAAUCACAAACUUAAAAAUUUCAUCAAUGGCAAAAUUUAGCAGGACUGUAAAAAUAUUUAUUUUUCGCCACUGAACCACACUCACCUUUACCUCUCUCUGCAUUCCAACUUUUCCGGCACGUGAUGCAUAGCAGCCAUAACCAUGUGCAACGUGAGAGAAAAAAGAAAAGAAAUUGAGAAGUGACUCCCUCCCCCUAUGCCUAAUCGCUGGCAAUUAUCUUAACGCAUGUUGCAUUCCUCACAUUCGCUAGGGAGGUUCACCAGUAAACAGCUCUCAAAAAUUGUAUAAGUGAUGCUGUUUGUAGGCACGUAGUGCAGUUUUUCAAUCAAGCUGUGAACAGAGCUCAAAAACCAAAUGGCAUAAGUGACUCAGUUUGAAGGCACGAUGAUCAGUUUUUCAACUAAGCUCUUUCCAACUUUCUAGACACAAAUAAUUCCCAAUGGCUUUAAAAAAAUUGGGUUUCUAACUCUAAAAUGUACAGUUUAAUGAAUGUAUAUGUAAUUACAGUGCAGUAUAUUUUUAACUGUGAGCUGCUAAAGAAUUAACUUAUAAAGCUAAGGGCAGUGCCUAGAAAUGCAAGGCAGUAAAUUCUUCCAGCUUAUCAACCAGACCCUGGGCUAGUCUUUUCUAACUAUCAGUACUUCUGUUUCUCUUUUCACCCCUCCUUUAUUUCUUCCAUAAAGUUUAGAUACCAAUCUGUCCUUGGGGGAAAUUAAUAAAGGAGGGGAGGAAGAAAAGUAUCAGUGGUGGCUAAAUAAGAAGGGAAAGGAGGCUGAAUAAAUGGUUUGUUGAUUUUAUGUAAGAAAUGUAUGAAAAUGUGUAAGCCUAUUAGUAGGGGCCUGUUCUUUUCGCGAUCGCGAUUAAACGACGAUAAACGCGAAAUCACCGUUAAAUACAGUUUUUACGCGAAAUCGCCAUAACACAGCGUUUUUACACGGAAUUUUGUAUUAAAACGCGAAAUCGCAGUGUUUUUACGCGAAAUUUAAAUACUGGUUAAAGACUUGUCUCGUCAAUGGUAAACAAACACCGCAACAUGGCCGCCAAACAUUAAUCAUAAAUGAACUAAAGCAAACAAAAGCUUACACACGCUCACGUUAUAAUGUUAAACCCAAAAAUAUACUGUAAAAAUACGCAAAACUACGGCGUUUAUUUUCCUUUCCGGCAUAAUGUUUGGAUAGAUAAGACAAACAGGCGAAGUUUUAAAGCGUACACACACCGCUCGGGGCACUGAAAUCAGCUUAGAACAGCGACACCGGAUAAAUACAAAAGCAAGCAGAUGAUUGGGCGAAUGGUGUUUGGAACAGCCUUACGUGAGUGGCCAUAUCAUGUCCGCCGGGGGCGCUGGCAUAUAGUUGGAACAGCGUCGUAGUAUCAAGCUGAUUAUCGGGCGAACCAGGCACAAGCAUUUUAAAUCGCGGAAAAAUGUAAACAAAUAUUAAUUUUCGAAUGGUGUGACGAUGAUGAUUAGUUGGCCAACAGUUUUUAUAGAUUUUGUUGGGUCGUUACCACAACACGGAAAUACUAUAACGCCGAAUGUCAAAAUUGACCACAAAGCCGAAAUACCAUAACGCCGAAUGUCAAAAUUGACCACAAUGCCUAAAUAACAACUGAAUGAAUUUGUGUGCGUUUCUAAUGUACCUUUACGCCGAAAUACCACAAUCAAACCUUACCUUAUCUUACCUUACCUUACCUUACCCAACCCAACCCAACCCAACCCAACCCACCCCAACCCAACCCAACCCAACCUUUGUGGCAGCCCUGUAAUGACAUUUUUCGGCGUUGUGGUACACAGCAGUUUUCUAGCUGUCGUCGUUGUGAUCAAUUUGGCAUUUCGGAGUUGUGAUGCGUCCUCGAUUUUGUUAAAGGAAUUAAUAGUUUUCCAGAUUAGUUUAUGGGAACAAACUAAUAAUCAGUGUCUAAAUCAAAAGUAUUGUCAUAUAAAUAUAUGUAACCUAUUUGUUUAGGGUAUUCAGUAAUGAGUAGGUUCAAGUAAAAUUAUUUAACUUAAAUAAUUUCAGAUAUAUUUACGGUAACACACACUUUUUUUUUUAGUUUUUAGCACCGCUUUUGUGUUUUAAAAGUGAAUUUUAACACCGCUUUUGGUAAUUUUUAAUGACGAAAACUGAAAAUUUUAUUUACCACUUUCAGGGGGCCCUACCUAUUAGUAUUAACACUUCACUUGCUGUCUGGAAGAAGUCACUAUUCACGUGAUCAGGAAUAACUGUGUGUGAAAGGCGAGCAUGAUUUCAUUGCAUGCUACGGGAAAAACUGUAGCAUAACAAGUUCAGGGAUCCAAGACUGGAAGCAGUGCAGUGGGGCGCUGCGAGCAGCUGACUGUUGCUGUGGCAGUGGGCGAGGACAUCUAGCACAUAUUCCAUGUUCACCCGCUAUGGCCAGAGGUUAUUUUUUUUCCAUUGCAUUAAUAUCUUCAAUUUUUAGUGGUAUUUUAUUUAUUAAGGCUAAGUACACAAUAAUAAUACCAUAUAUAUUUGGUUCAAAUAAUGUAAAAAAAACUUUGGGUAAGGGGAUGGGUCAAAAUGGGCCACCUCCAAUUUUACAAAGGUAGUGAUUUAACGAAUGUAAUUUGUGUAACCGCAAGCAUACAUAAAAUCAGGGUUCUAGUGUACUGUCGCGAAACAGUAUGGACCAAAACUUGCCCACAAUAAAAAAAAUAUGGACCAUUUAAUAUGUUAAAAGUGGAAGAAACAAUUAUGAUUUGUUUCUUUUGUAACACAUAAUGGUAAUGGUAUCAAAAAACAAACAUAAACAAAAUGGCUUACAACCAUGGACAUUAACAAAAACACUGAGACUGUUAUUUUAUGGACAAAAUAUGAAACAUAAAAUAAAACUAUGUUUUAAUUGAUAGUUACGAUUAGUCAACCACUAUGUUCUCAUAUAUGUAGCUUACUUGCUGCAUUUAUCAGACACUAUAGACAUUAGGACUUGCAACUCAAAAGUAAAAUAAAAAAGUGAAUAAAAAAGCCAGAUUUGGGUGAAAUUAGCCGUAAAUGUGUUAAGUAAUAUUGCCAAAUGGACAUGAGGCCGUAAUAAAAAACUGAAACUGAUGAAUAACGCUAGUUAAAAGUGUAAAUAUGAACUAAUUUAAUCACUAUUAUGAAAAAUAUGGUGUUUGUUUUCAUUUAGCAAUUAUAAAAUUAAAUAAAUUUAGCCUUAUUUUGUGGUAUUUGUUGGUUUGUGAAAAAUACCUGCCUGUGUCAAUUUUUAAUCACUAGCUUUGGGCAUAAACAAAAAAAAAAUUCUUAAUAAAAGUAUACAAAUGUUUGAAGUCUCUUACCUCAGUUCCCAUCUCGUUUUUUGCUGGAAUGUGUUUUCUUAACCCGGAAUUUUCCUAGGCCGAAAUUCACCAUCCCACUAAGUUUCUCAGUAAUAUAAUAAUAAACCCUUUAAGUAUUUUUUUUAUGUCUGCUCUUGGGGUAUUGAUCACAAGCUUUCAACUUCAGAUUGGCGUAUUUUACAGCAAUACACCCACUCUGAUUGAAAGCAAAUUUAAGUAAACUAAAAUUUAUGUAAAAUAAUAUUUUACUACUACAUAAAUAUGGCAAUUCAGAAGUAUUCUAUAUUGUUGUAACUAUACGACUACAAAUUAUAUUGCACCGAGGGUCUUAAGUUUAUGUUGUCAAUUGUUAUCACUAUAUUUUUAUAUAAGUAAUGGUAUGAUUUUUCACAAAUUAUUUUUCCUUAGAAAUAUUUUAUUAAAAAUGAAAUACUUAUGUGCAUAGACAUCACGAACUGUAAUUUUAAUUUUCUUUCGUCUUGUUUAUUUAUUUUAUCUUUCACUUACAUUUUUUACUAGUUUUUGUAAUUAGAAUCUAAAUGUACUCAUGAUCUGAAAUUACAUAAUUUUCAUAAGUACCAUUUGUGGUUCCUAAAACCAUUUUUAACUCCUGCCUGAACGUCACCCUUAAAAGGCCGGCCUAUUCAGGGCUACAACUUUGUCAGUUAUGCGGGAUGAUUAAGUUUGACGCUCGCUGGUAUCUCCUCUAAGCACGAGGCUUUGAACUGGUGCCUAAUCUUGAUGUGCUAAGGACAACUAUGAAAUUUGAGCUGCAACCAUAACAUUAUAUUGCAUGUAAAUGAAGACAAAGGUGUAAUGGAAGGCCCUUGGGUGCUUUCAAAAAUCUGUACCAGACAUUUCAUGUUUAAAAAUUAUUCUGAAAACAGGUGUUUUAGCCAUUCUCUCUCUUAUAUACCGUAUUUGCUCGCGUAAAGGCCCCGCCCGCAUAUACGCCCCCCCCCUCGUUUUGUAAACAUUUUUGAAAAAAAAUUUUAAAACGUGUUUUUCUGGGUUUAUCUGAGGGCAGGGCAGCUUGGCAUGCAUCAAACAGCAAGCCAUGUAUUUUUAGUGGCGGGAGGUGAUUUUGUAAGCGGCAGUGAUACAGCGACUGGUAUUAUAGUUUGUCCGCUCUCAGUAAGACUGUCGUGAGGCGUAACAGACGUACACAGUUAGUCGUAUUUCAAACGACAUAAAGAUAAAGAAAGCUGGACUCGCGCGCUUGUGUUGAUGUGCAGUGUUGUCGGAGAAGAAGAGGGGAAGUGAAGGAGGAAGGGAAGUGGGCGGGGGCUUAGCCAGGGAGGGGGGGGGUUUAGGGGUUCAAACCCCCCCCCCCCCCCCCCUUAGCACCAAAUAUUCAAUUAAUUUCUUAUUCAUCACUCAAACAAAUUUCAUAUUAAAUUUAAUAAAAUUUUUACCAUUACAAUAUUUAAAUUUAAGUACUGCAAACUGCUAAAAUAUCACUAUUUUACACCUUAAAAUCCAAAUUUUCUCGGGGGAGGACCCCCGGACCACCCGCUUUAAUACGGGGGGGCCAUGCUUCUUAACACCCCCCAUACACAAAUCCUGGCUACGCCACUGGAAGUGGGUGGUAUUUCUAACACUCCUUUGUCUGGUUGGCUGGCUAGCUGGCAGAAGGGAGGUUAAGCCACGCCUCUGCCUCUCCCCCACUGCGGACUCGCUGCCUCUCUCUCCCUCCUGCAGCAUCGCUGCCUCCCCCACCCUCCCUCAUUAGAACAAAGACGCACGACUUGCCAGUCGUUCUGCCAGCUGUUUCAUUAAUCAAAAUUUAAUUGCGCGUUUAAAUAAGGUGUGGCGGUAUUUCAUUUUGCUUUUAUUAAAUGUUAGUUUUUCAUACCUGAAAAAAAGAAAAAUCUAUUUUUUCCUCAAAAUUCGCGUAUAGUCCCCCUCCCCUUUUUAGGAGUAGAAAAUUUGGAAAAAAAAGGGUGGGGGCUUUACGCAAGUAAAUACGGUAAAAACAGUUUUAAAACAAAAUAAUGGAAACAGAACUACUCACCCGCCCUCAGCGUGUUCCGAAAUGCUUUUUGUAAACAGACCCACUCACAUAUCUUGAGUGGUUUCCAAAUCGUGUGGUUUCUUCUGAAGCUCUGCAUACCGUAUGUGUGCCCAAGUGGAAUGGGCCAAUGAAAUCCUUAAAUACCAUCAAUCUUUAGUACUCUAAAAAUUUGAUACUAAGGAAAAAUGUGGAGGAAAAGAAACAACUGUGAGGAAAGGAAAUUCAGAAAUUCUGGCACUACCCACAGUGUAGUUUACAAGGACUAGGGGCAUAUGUAUGGGGAUGGAUAUUUCCCCUUUCCCUGCCCAAAAUUCCAAAUAUGUAUUAAAAUCUACCACUGCGACCAACAAAAGUAAAGAAUUCGAAAGUAUACGGAUAGAAAUGUGUUUCUAUCCCUCCUUCCCCUUUCACUCCAAAAUUAAAUUCUGUAUACGCUCUUGCAAAGUCAACACUAUUAUUGACAGAAGCUAACAAAGGAAUGUUUGUAACUGCCACCAGCUAUGUACAGUGCUCUGGGAAUGUUUGUUUAGCACUUCUAGAGAAACAUUUAUGACAAAAAAAAAAGGAAUUGUUUAUGGCUUAAACAUGUACUAUAUUUAUUUUGUUUUAAUUUCAAAGAUAACAAUUGUAUGGGUUGAAUGAUUAUUAAAAAUUUUAAUUUC
Bacillus rossius redtenbacheri is the source of this 8665-nucleotide messenger RNA. Its product is annotated as zinc finger CCCH domain-containing protein 15 homolog. Gene Ontology annotation, cellular component: cytosol. The transcript has 8 exons. Gene Ontology annotation, biological process: cytoplasmic translation. The coding region runs from base 88 to 1311 and encodes 407 amino acids. Lineage: Eukaryota; Metazoa; Arthropoda; Insecta; Phasmatodea; Bacillidae. The record is from RefSeq and is a predicted model, not a curated record. Gene Ontology annotation, molecular function: metal ion binding; mRNA binding.